This is a messenger RNA of Colletotrichum godetiae, 1412 nucleotides long. RefSeq lists its product as uncharacterized. The record is from RefSeq and is a predicted model, not a curated record. The transcript has 4 exons. Gene Ontology annotation, molecular function: sequence-specific DNA binding; zinc ion binding. Lineage: Eukaryota; Fungi; Ascomycota; Sordariomycetes; Glomerellales; Glomerellaceae. Gene Ontology annotation, biological process: regulation of DNA-templated transcription. Bases 83 to 1126 code for a protein of 347 amino acids.
CCCGAGCUCCCAUUACGGUCAUCCCUCGUCCUUCUCCUCCGGCUAUCAACACCAUCCAGCUCCAGGACCAAGCAUCGCAGGCAUGAUUUCGCCGAUUGAACCUCGACGACAAUCAGAUGAGUCGGAGACUCCUCACCGACAGUCGCUCCCUUCGCUCUCCGAGGUUAUCUCUGGUGCGAAGCCCAGUCCUUACCCCCCUUCUCAGGGUUCCAGCAUGCAAGACGCUCUCCCAGCCAUCUCAGAGCCGCCCUCGAGACCUCCUGUUUUCGCAGGUCGACCACCUGCAUCACUGGGCGGGUUCUCUGGCCCUCAGCCUAGCCCGCCUCUCAAGCAUGAGCAUAUGCGCGAUAUGCGCGAGAGCGAUCCGCGCGCCGCUGAGAACGCUGGCCCGUAUGCGCAACACUCCAUUCCACUCCCGCCGACGGUAUAUCCGCAUCCCCAGCAUCCCAGCCAGCUCCCGCCAGGACAAGUCCCGUUGCCGCCUGCAUAUCCAGUCUCCCCGCGUCACGCUGGUCCACCUCCCCCCUUCCCUUAUGAGGCCCAGCGCCCGACAGCGCACAGAGAGGACCCCGAGUACGGCCCUUCACGGGUGAGGACACACCUCGACGCGUGGGGGUAUCAGGAUUGCUUUUCUAGAAUUGGUGCAGCAACAAGAACGAUCUUUAACUUCGCCGAGGCCUACGGCAAGAUUGCAGCGGAACAGCAAGGCGCUCAUCACCCAUUGCACGAUCGACUUCCCACCGAGCUGGAAUUGAACGACAUGAUCGAUAACGUGGAGUACAUCCGGAAUUCGCUAGACUCGGUGCGACAAGUCGUCAAGGAGAGCAACGAACGUGUGCGGGCAGCCGGAAAACCGAAGGGCUACGAUGAUGAGGACACACCCAUGUACGACGGCAUGAACAAGAACAACUACGGCAUUACGGAGGUCAAGAAGCGUAGAGGGAGAGCUGCACCUCCUGGGAGAUGCCAUAGCUGCAACCGAAUCGACACUCCGGAAUGGCGCCGAGGCCCCGAUGGUGCCCGAACGCUCUGCAACGCCUGUGGACUGCACUACGCCAAACUCGAGCGAAAGCGCCAGCUCGAAGCUCGGCAAAUCCGCCCCAAGCCUUCUGACGAGAGGAGCUGAGACUGUCUUGGUCCAUAGGUGAACCGGAGACACGCUCACAGUACAAAUUCCCGGGCGAGCUCUGACUUCACUGGCUGCUCUGCGACCAAACCGACACGGCGUUCGGCUUGGUUCGCUCCAUUACCAACAAACAAACACACACAUACACACAUAACAGGAUACCCUUCACUGCCUACCGGCACCGUCAUCCAUCAUCCAUCUAGCAGCGUCCACGUUGCAUUAUCUUCAGACACUAGCAACAAAAUGGCUACACUUGACUUGGACUUUUCUUUUUCAAUACCCGGCA